GUCUCUCUUCGCAAACAUGCAACAAAGGCUCUCGGAUUGUGAAUGAAUGCCGAAAUAUGACUGGGAAAGUGCGUGACAUGCGUACAGACAGUUGUAUAGAUGCUAGGCGUAUUCGCUUUAGAAAGUAUAGUAUCGAAUAACAUUCGGUCCAUUUUAUUUCCACAUUAUACAAAGUUUGUUGAAUUUUCUGGAAAAUAGGAAGCGGCCGGCAAUUUUCCCGGCAAAUCACGACGUGGUGGUGGUGAUGGACGACGAGACCUGUCUCACCCUGGAUGGCAACGACUGGCUUUUACAUCCCUCACAAAGGGGUGGAUUUUAUUCCAAACACCAAGUUCCCCAAGAAGGUGCUGCUGUCCCGCAUAAUCAAAAACCAUUGCUGAAGCGAAAAAUCAUGCUGGACAGUAAACUCGACAACAUCCAUUUAGAAACGAUAACUGAGAAGCACUAUAAUGAUGUAAUUGAUCACUUGCGCCAAAAUUUCUUUGCUGAUGAGCCCUUGAAUAAAGCUGUGAAUUUGACCCGUCCAGGCCAGGGCCAUUUACUUCUUGAGCAGCAUAGUUUAUCUACACUGAAAGAUAACACUAGUGUCAUGGCGAUCUCUCAACAUGGAGAAAUUGCAGGAGUUGCAUUAAAUGGUAUUCUUCGCGGAUAUGAUGAUAUAAAACAUUCUAUGGAGAAGUUAAAUGACACAGAGGAUACUAAAUUUAAAAAGAUAUUCAAGCUCCUCUAUGAACAGAAUCUUCGAGUUAACCUCUUCAGCCAAUUUGAGGUUGAUAGAAUAUUUGAAAUAAGGAUACUAUCUGUGGAUUCAAAAUUCCGAGGUCAAGGAUUAGCUAAGCGAUUAAUAAUGAAGAGUGAAGCAUUGGCUAUAGAAAAAAAUUUUCAGCUAAUGAAAACAGAUGCUACUGGAUCCAUAUCACAACGAGUUAUGGGAGCACUAGGAUUCAAAACAAUUUUCGAAAUUGAAUAUGUAGACUACCUAGAUGAAAACGGGGAUCAAAUAUUUCUAGUUGACCCACCGCACAGGAAAUUGAAAAUUAUGUACAAAAUUAUCAAAUAAUCAAAUAAUCAUACAUAUUUAUAGAACAAACUUACAAAUGAACGACGACGAUAGAUGUGCAAAAAAGUGUAUGACGAAUUUUUUCGAUGGAAAUUUUCCGAAUUUGAUUUAGUAGCAAUUCAUGUCAUUGUAUGGAACACACUAAGCCAACAAUAUCAAAAUAUUUUUUUUCAACUAUAAUUCUACGCGAAUAGAUUUUAAAAUGAUUACUUGAUGGAGUAGUUUACAUGCAGUUUACAUGUUAAUGCACAGUGGUCGGAAAAGGCAAUUUGACGAACUUAAUUCUCGACUACUUUGUGAUAAGGUCUUAUGUAAAAACGUAAACAAAACGAGUGAGAGAUGAUUUGUGCUUGUGAAGUACAAGGAAUACAACUCUCACUCGUUUUGUUUACGUUUAGAUAUACGACCUUAUCACAAAGUAGUCGAGAAUUCUUUUGUGCUUAAACGGCCAAAGACAAUGUUCAUGAGAAUGGUUCACAAAAAUAUAACGGAAAUGUUGAUAAGAAAUUUUUUUGAUCAAGGCCUACUAUCAUAAAAAUAAAAAAUUUAACUUUUGAUACAGCAAAGAUACAUGAAUAGUUUCUGAAGCAAAGUUGUAGAACUUUUCAAAAUAUGAAACUUUGCAGAAAAUAUUAAAUUUUUAUGACGUCUAUUUACUGAAAUACAAAGCAUUUUCGCUGUCAACCACCUCAAAUUUAGUUUUUCUAGCAUAACUUUUUAAAUAUUGUUUUUUUCAAGAACACAAUGUUCUAGACAAAUAUGACCAACAUAAAAACACAGGUUUCUUUUGAAGACAGCAUGUUACUACAAUCGUUCUAUACUGAGUUAGCGCAUUUUUUCAUUAAAUUAUUUCUUAGAUUUAAAUGCGUAUAGGGGAGAAAGAGGCAAACCGGUGUACAUCAUCAAAUACUUUGUUUUAAAACUUAGUCCUUGUACUAUAAGCUAGUCAAACUUUGAUACUUGACAAUUCAUAAAUGAAUGAGUAGAGUGAUGUUUUAGGUAGGGUAGGGAACAUAUUCUAAGCAGCUUUAGGAACCGCCUGUGUAUUCCGACGAAAUACUCGAAAUGUGUUGGGUGAAACUCAAACAGUAGUAUAUCAAUGUGUUCUCUAUCAUUUCCUCUGUCAGAACUUGUUUUCAGGUUGUAAAACUAAGUUAGCAGACUUUAACAAUCAUCAAUCAAAGUUAUCAAUCAAGGGACACUAUUCCAAUCACCCCGAACCUAUUUUAAGCAGUUUCCAUCUGUUUUGCAGGCGUUUUUGCCUUUCUCCUAGAAAGGUAUAGCAAUCACUUGCAAAACCGAAAGUAUAAAAGUGCUCCAAAGGGCCGAAUGGCAUAUAUCACUCGACUCAGCUCGACGAGCUGAGCAUUUUCUGUAUGUGUGUGUGUAUGUGUGUGUGUCUGUGUAUGUGCAGAUUUUUAUUCUCACUCACUUUUCUCAGAGAUGGCUGGUCCGAUUUUCAUGAAAUUAAUUGCAAAUGAAAGGUCUUGUUUCCCCUCAAGAACCUAUUGAAUUUUAUUGUAAUCGGAUUUUUAGUUUAGAGGUUAUGUUUAAAAAUGUGAAAAUAAUGAAACAUCAAUAUCUCAGAAACUACACAACCGAUUUAAACAAAAUUGGUCUCAAAAGAACGGGCUACCUAGAAAACCUUUAAGUUUUGAAUUUCAUAAAGAUUGAACUAGUGAUUCAAAAGUUAUGAAAAGAAACGUGUUCUGAAGACUGUUUAAUCUCACUCAUGUUUCUCAGAGAUCGCUGUACCGAUUUUCAUAAAAUCAGUAUCAAAUGGAAGGUCUAAUUGCCCCAUAAGACUUUAUUGAUUUGUUUUGCAGUCGGACUAUUACUUUGCCUGUUAUGUUUAAAAAUGUGAAAUCCAGCUAUGCAAAGGAACAUAUUCCGAAGACUACUUGAACUCACUCACUUUUCUCAGAGAUGGCCGACCCGAUUCCCACAAAAUUAGUGUCAAAUGAAUGGUCUAGCUGCCUCAGAAGACCCUAUUGAAUUUUACUGUAAUCGAACUGUAACUUCAUUUGUAAUGUGCCGACUUGUGAAAAUCACGAAACUUCAUUAUCUCAGAAACAGGGGCGGAUUAACGCGUAGGCGAAGCAGGCGGUCGCCUGAUUUUUUUGAUGCAGUAGACUUUUUCAGUGUCGUGCAAGAAAUUUUCAACUUCUUUUCUGCAUCAACUCAUCGUUGGAGUGUUCUCAAAAAACACAUUACUUCUCUUAAGGUAAAGCCUCCGAGUGGAAUGCGUUGGGAAAGUCGAAUUGAUGCUGUUACUCCCUACAAAAAUCACGAGGUGAAAACAGUCAGCGAACUGGAAUUUCCCUUGUAAACUAAUUCAUUCAUUUUAACCGCAGUGAGUUUAAUAACUUAAAAUUUUUUGAAAAAGCACAUGCUUUAUAUAACGUGCGUGUAAAAUGGGAAGCUUAUAGGAAGUUUGGCGGAGGUGAAAAGCAUAUCACCCAAUGCCGUAUUUGCCAACGUUAUGGCCAUGGUUCAAAGUUCUGUAACAUGGACCAAAAAUGCCUCAUUUGUGGAGACUCUUCUCACAAAAAGGACACAUGUCCUGUGAAAGAGAGUAAAAAUUUUCGCUGUGCGAAUUGUAACGGCAACCAUAUGUCGAAUUUUUAUCAAUGCCCAGUCCGUUUAGCAAUUGUUAAGGCAAGGCAAGGUAAGCAAAAUUCAAUUUCCCAAUUAAAAAAGCUUCAAAACAAAAUUCUCCAAGCGUACCAGUGACGCAUAGUUUACCUACUCCUUUGCAUACCCGUUUAACAUAUGCACAGGUUACAGGUAGUUCGGACAUUCUACCGCCUAAUGUUGGUAGUUCGGUAAUGACCGUUAAUAUGGGUAAGCAAAAUACGCUAGAAAAUAAUUGUACACCUAUUACCCCAGCUAAUAUUACUACCGAAAAUGUUUUUUCUAAUGUCAACUGCCUGGGGCCUAUUACGGCAGGUAAACUUUCUUUUCUGCAACAUGAACGCCAUGUUGCAGGCAAAAUCAAUGUUUGAAGCCAUUCAAAUAGGUACCAAUUUUACAAUUAAAAUUGUUUCUUAUUUAAAAUUUAGCAAUGAUUUUAAAUAAACCGAUCAAAAUUUUAAAUUGGAAUGCUUGCUCAUUGAAGGCCAAUGAGAAUGAGCUUUUUAAUUUUUUAACAGUAAAUAAUGUGCAUAUUGCAAUUAUUACUAAAACAUAUUUGAAACCUAACAUGAAAUUAAAAUAUGAUCCCAAAUACGUGGUUCAUAGAAAUGAUAGGAUUCAGGGUUCCGGCGAGACGAAAGUUAUUGAAACUUUGGGAGUUGAAGUUCAAACUGAACUUGGGAUUUUAUUUAUUGCCGCAGCAUAUUUACCAUUUCAAUGCACACGCGAGCACAAAAAUUAUUUUAAAGGUGAUUUACAAAAACUCACCAGAAAUCGUUCGAAAUUUUUUAUAAUCGGCGAUUUUAACGCUAAACAUCGAUCAUGGAAUAAUUCUCGAAGUAAUUCCAAUGGCAAAAUUUUAUUCAAUGAUUGUUCUUCAGGAUACUAUUCUAUUUUGUCUCCGAAUAGUCCUACAUGCUUUUCUUCUCUAAGAAACCCUUCUGUUUUUAAUUAUAACAAGGCUAAUUGGGAAAGAUACAAAACUCAUAUUGAGAGAAAUUUCAAUAAUAAGCUUGAUUUGCAAAACGAAGUGAAUAUUGAUUCCGCUUUGGAAGCAUUAAAAUGUGCAAUUGUUGAUGCCAGGAAUUAUUCUGUUCCAAAGGCUCAAUUGAAAUUUGAUUCACCAAUAAUUGACGAAAAUCUUCAACUUCUAAUUCGUUUGAAAAAUGUCCGCAGACGUCAAUAUCAACGUUCUCGUGACCCUGUUUUUAAAACAAUUUUUAAAGAUUUACAGAAAGAGAUUAAACAUAGAUUUACUCUUCUGAGAAAUCAAAAUUUUGAGACUAAAGUUGAAAAAUUGAAACCAUAUUCAAAACCCUUUCGGAAGCUGUCGAAGAUGCUUAAGAAACCUUCAAAGCCUAUUCCAGUUUUAAAAGAUGGUGAACGUUUUAUUGUAUCCAAUGAACAAAAGGCUCAAAGACUUGCUCAGCAGUUUGAGAGUGUUCAUAACUCAAACUUGAAUUUUGUGAGUCCAAUUGAAAAUAAAUUCACACGUCUAUUUGAUUUAAUUUCUUCCCAGAAUAUUUUACCUGAAGAAAUAAUUGAAACUAACUUGAAUGAGAUUAAAUCAAUUAUUAAAAAUUUCAAAAGUAUGAAAGCACCUGGUGACGAUGGAAUCUUUAAUAUACUAAUCAAACAUCUCCCUGAGAGCACAAUGGAAUUUUUAGUGAAAAUUUUCAAUUGCUGCUUCGAAAUUGCAUAUUUUCCCAAAUUAUGGAAAAAUGCAAAAAUUACUCCAAUUUUAAAGCCGGAUAAGAAUCCAGCUGAAGUUUAAAGUUACCGACCAAUCAGUUUGCUUUCUUCAAUAAGUAGACUGUUUGAGAGAAUUAUUCUUAACCGAAUGAUGUCACACAUCAACGAAAAUUCAAUUUUUGCAAAUGAACAGUUUGGAUUUCACCAUGGGCAUUCCACUACUCAUCAAUUGCUCAGAGUUACUGAUAUGAUACGAGCUAACAAAUCUGAAGGUUAUUCCACUGGAGAUGCUCUUUUAGACAUAGAAAAAGCAUUCGACAGUGUUUGGCAUGAAGGUUUGAUUGCGAAAUUGCAAACUUUUAAUUUUCCAAUUUUCCUAAUCAAAAUUUUGAAAAAUUAUCUUACUGAUCGAACUCUGCAGGUUAUCUAUCAGAAUUCAAAAUCUGAUAGAUUUCCUGUCAGAGCAGGUGUGCCUCAAGGUUCUGUCUUGGGCCCAGUCCUGUAUAACAUAUUCACUUCAGAUCUUCCUGAUUUGCCUCCAGGAUGCACAAAGUCAUUGCUCUGCGAUGACACAAGCAUUUCCGUAAAAGGAAAAAGACUUCGUGUUAUAUGCAGUCGAUUGCAGAAAAGUUUAGAUAUUUUUUCUUCCAACUUGCAAAAGUGGAAAAUCUUUUCCAAUGCUUCUAAAACUCGAAUGAUAAAUUUUCCUCAUAAGCCUAGGGCUUCUUUCCUCAAACCAAACAAUAAUCACGUUGUCAAGAUGAAUGAGGUUAUUUUAAGUUGGUUUGACAAGGUUAAGUACUUGAGACUAAUUUAUGAUAAAAAACUUAUUUUCAAAGAGCACAUUGAGAGUAUACAAGCCAAGUGCAUCAAAUAUACGAGAUGUUUUUAUCCUCCCAUUAACAGGAAUUCUAAACUUUGUUUAAAGAACAAACUUUUGAUUUACAAACAAAUUUUUAGACCAGCAAUGCUUUAUGCUGUACCGAUCUGGUCAAGUUGCUGUUCAACAAGGAAGAAAACGCUCCAAAGGAUUCAGAAUAAAAUUCUGAAAAUGAUUUUGAAGCGUCCUCCUUGGUUUGGUACACUCGAAUUACAUAGACUUACUGGUGUUGAACCAUUAGUAGCUAUGUCAAAUAAAAUUAUUAACAAUUUUCGACAAAAAUCGUUGCAAUCCUCAAUUGCUACGAUAAGUUAUCUUUAUAGCCAAUAAGUUAGCAUUUAAGUUAGUUGUAAGUUUACUUUCCUUUCUUGACAAGUAGGUUUAAAUCCCUACGAAUGAUAAGUCCUUAUUACGAAAGCAAACAAAUCCUAACAAUUAAAAUUACAAAUUACUAACAGUUUUGAGAAGUCACCAUUUGUGAUUGGACACACAUACUCAUUAUUCACUAAUAUUUAUAAUAAAUAUUUAAGCUACUAACAAAUCCCCCUACAAAAAAAAAAUAAAAAAAAAAUGCUGUUACUCCCUUGAGGUUUAUUAUAGGAGAAAUUUAUUAUGCCCUAUAUGAAGCAAGCGAGGAUCUAAAGCAAGAUGCGUUUGCAAGAAAUACUGCUAAAAGCCUAGCAAAAAAAAAUAAAAAAAUUCAGAUUCUUAUGCAGUUUAGUAGCUUGGCAUUCAAUUUUGUUCAAAACCAAUUUAGUGAGCAAGUAGGUACCUUCAAAAAAUAAAUAGCAUUCUAGAAAUCGCUAUAGACUUGAUAGGCAUCGUUCAAAACUUUUUGGAAAAUAUGAGAAAUGAAGAAGGUCUGAAUAGUCAUUACUGAUGCUAAUGAACUUGCCGACAUUUCAGAAGUAAAUCUGGAAUUUCAAAUAGAAACACGAAUUCGGCCGAGAAUGAUAAAGAAACAGUUUGCAUCCGAACAGUCAGAUGAACCAAUUACAUCAGAAAUACUCUCUUUCAAAGUGAAUUUCUUCUAUUCUGUAUUGGAUGUAGCUAUUGCAUCGUUCAAGGAUCGAUUCCAGCUAAUGAAAAAUCACAAUGACAAUUUCAGUUUCUUGUAUGAUAUACACAGUUAAAUGGGUUGUAGUACAGAUCAGUUAGAGAAAAGUUGUCUACAUUUACAGAAAAUCCUCACACACAAGAAAGAGUGUUACAUCGAUGGACAUGAAAUGAACCAAGAACUUGUUUUUCUGUCACCUAUGUUGCCAGCCGAAUCCAAUGAAUGUGUUAAACUACAUUACAAAAAAUCAACUGAUUGAAACUUUUACGAAUAUUUUUGUAUCUUUGAGAAUUUUACUUACUUUACCCAUUAGUGUAGCAAGUGGCGAGAGAAGUUUCUCAAAACUAAAACUAAUAAAGACGUAUUUACGAUCGACCAUGUCGCAAGAACGUUUGUGUGGCUUGGCGAUGAUAUCGAUAGAAAGACAGGUGCCUCAAGAAAUUGAUAUGUCGGAAACGUAGGGGGAAGGGGGGCGGCAAAAUCAGUCUUCGCCUGCAGCUCAAAUCAGCCUUCGUCCGCCCCUGCUCAGAAACUACACAACCGUUUUGAUUAUUAUUAUCAGAUGAGCGGGCUAGUUAAGGGUUAACUGAUGAAUUAUGAUUGAACACGUGGUUUCAAAGUUUGGCUGCCCUACACGUUCCCAUUUCAUUUGAUUAUAAUCGAACUUAAGCAACCGUUAUGUAUUGAAUUGUUAAUAAAACAACGAAAGUCUAUUAUCUCAAAGAUUACAUGACUUAUUUGAACAUAACUAGUGUCAUACGAACGAGUCAUCUCUCAAACUUACAAAUAACAAACUUCAUAACAAUUUGAUAUGUGGCUCAAAAGUUUUGGAAAGAAGAGAAAUUCAAAGACUAUUCAAAACUAUACCUGCUUUGAUCGAUAUAUGUGGCCUCAACAUAGUUUAAAUGUGGUGUCGUACUAUUUGAACGUUCCAAGUUCAUUGAUUCCUUGCGGUUUGUUUGAAGUCUGCAAAUGCACAACGAAUCGGCCAUAGGAUAUGAUCAAAGUCAAAUAACAAAUCGUUUGAAAUGAUUGGUUUUAUCGAAAUGACAACAUCCUCGUCUUUUGGCUUCUGUGCAUCGCCUUAAUUCUGAAUAUAUUCAUAUUGGGUGGUAUUCUGUCAUUAUCAGCAGACUUUCUGGCAUCAAUCUGACACCGGAAAUACCCAUAUUGGGAGGUAUUUUUUAUUGUUUUCCAGAAACUAAAAGUGGUCGUCUUCAAAUUCAAAAUAGUGUCCAGGAUCAAUGUUUGGUUUCAAUGCAUCAUCACGUUUACGGAAAUAUCCAUAUUGAGUAUUAUUCGGUCAUUGCCGACUGUUGCCUAUAAGUUGCCAUUUAGCAAUUCAAAAUGGUGCCUGAGGUCAAUUGUUAGCUCCUUGCAUCAUUCUGGUUCCAGACUCAUAUUGGAUAGUAUUUGUUUAUUUUAGGCUGUUUUUCACAAACCGGUAGUCGCCAUCUUGGAUUUCAAAAUGGUAUUUGUCUGAGGUCGAUUAUGGAACAUAUUUGUUACCACUAAAAACAUUCACCUGCCAAUAUGGUUCCAUUUAGUUGAUUAGUUCGCGAGAUGUGCAAAAAAUUGUGAAGAAACAUGUACUUCCAGAAGAGGGAGGGGCGUCAAACCAUUAUGGACAUAUUUUUUUUUUUUUGUUAUUCUCGCUUAUUUUCCGUCGGUCUGGUUCCGCCACUGUUGUGGCCAAUCACCGACGCCCAGGGAGGCGACUCCACACCCAGGACCCUAACUCACGACCCGUUUAUUAACGGACCGGCGCCAACGGCUUUACUUCCUCAUGCGAUGGAAGGCGUGAUCCCAGAGAUUUUUGGCCUCAGAAAAUCUCCCGGUGUCGGCUAGGAUUGAAUCUAGACCAGUUCGGGUGGUUGUGAGUGGAUCACGCCACCUCACAACCAUCGACACCUAUGUCGGCGGUGGGAUUCGAACCCAGGCGUCGAGCGUGGUCUGCGGAGACGUUACAAACCACACUAGGCCCCCGCUCGUAUGGACAUAUUUGUUACCUCUAAAAACAUUCACAUACCAAAUUUGGUUGAAUUUCUGAUUGGUUCUUGAGCUGUGCGAAAUUUGUGUUUCACUUUCAUGGGAUCCCUCCCUUAUAGAAGAAGGAGUCGGGUUUCAAACCAUUAUGUACAUAUUUGUUACCACUAAAAACAUUUACCUGCCAAAUUUUGUUCCAUUUGGUUGAUUAGUUCUCGAGAUGUGCACAAAUUUGUGUUUCAUCCAACUAUUAUGGACAUAUUUGUUACCCCUUAAAACAUCCACAUGCCAAAUUCGGUUUCAUUUGCUUGGUUUGUUCUUGAGUUGUGCAGAAAUUUAUGUUUCAUCUGUAUGAGACCCCUCCCUUCCAGAAGAGGGAGGGGUCUCAAACUAUCAUAUGAACUUUAUCGGCACCAAAAACCCCUACAUACAAAUUUUCACGUCGAUCGGUUCGGUAGUUUUCGGGCCUAUAUGGAUCAGACAGACAGACAGACUUGACUGCAUUUUUAUAUGUAAAGAUUACAACAUCAAUAUUUUAGAACCAAAAGAGUGAAUAUACAUUUAUUGGAUUGAAGCGUUCAUGUAAAUCUAUUUUUACAAAUAAAAAAUUGAAUGAGAAAGGCUGGGUCUGACUGCUAGGUGGAAUAAUUCAGGUUUUUUCAGUACACGAAGUGGCUCCUGAAUGGCUGCAAAUCAAGUCGAUUUGUUUCAAUUGCAAUAGUUCACAGAUUUCUUUGUGAUUAACGGUAUUUCUUAUAUUCGUUAGACAGCUAGACAAUCAAAGUUUUCGUUUCCAUCAUUGAAACUGUCGAUAUUGAUCAAAAUGCAAGAGUUUGUGGCCUGUUUUCUUCGACUGAAUAAAAUAGGCGCUACUGCUUAAACCGUUCCCUACCCUAUGUGUUUCUGGGGUUUUCUAUACAAAAAUGCAAAAAUUACCUGAUUCAUGAACGAUGAUUUGUGAAUUAAUAAAACAUUUUCUCGCGAAACUUUCAAAAUUAGUGAGAACACUUCUUAGAUAUGUUUGGUUGUUGAUAGGUGCAUCCAUGAUAGAUCCAUCAGUCAUUCGAUGUGAUUAAAAUGAACACAUAACAUAUGGACUGUUGCUGGCAAGUAAAACCAAGGAUAUAUGGAAACCAACAAAUGAUCUACAUGCAAUUCAACGUUGCGCUACAAUACUACAGGUCAUUUCAUCUGGCCGGAAAAUUAACGCAUCAAAAUUCAAACACUAUUGUUUGAUUGUAUUGCGGGCAUUAUUGACCAUUUCAAUAUUCCAUCAGGGUUAUUAUCUGAACAAGCGCAAGAGUCACUGAACAAAGUGAUAAAAAGGUUCAGGCUAGAUCACACGCGAAAAAUUUCACGAACUGUUACUAACGGUGAUCUUAUACGUCGUCUAUUGGUUCCUUGAAAUCCAGUAAUUGCCGGCUUACGGGUCAAACCGCAAAAGAAGCAUCAAGAAUAUUCAAAAGAUGCAAAGCUUAUAUUAAUUUUCACAGAGAGUGAAAACGAGACAGAUGAAAAUUAAAUAAAUAAUUAACAAUAAACAUUGCUGUUAUGUGUUCAUUUUACUCACGUUGAAUGACUGAUGGAUGCACCUAUCAACAACUGAAUAUACCUAAGAAGUGUUCUCACUAAUUUUGAAAGUAUUGCGAGAUAAUGUUUCAUAAAUUCACAAAUCAUCGUUAAUUAAGCAGGUAGUUUUUGCAUUUUUGUAUACAAACCCCCAGAAACAUACAUACCUAAAACAUCACUCUACUCAUUCAUUUAUGAAUUGAAAUAUUUAUGAAAAAUGUGUUUAUGUUCGUCAUAUUUGUCUAGAACAUUAUAUUCUUGAAAAAACAAUAUUUAAAAAGUUUUGCUAAAAAACUAAAUUUGAGGGGGUUGACAGCGAAAAUGCUUUGUAUUUCAGUAAAUAGACGUCAUAAAAAUUUAAUAUCUUCUGCAAAGUUUAAUAUUUUGCAAAAUUCUACAACUUUGCUAAAGAUACUAUUCAUGUAUCUUUGCUGUACCAAAAGUUAGAUUUUUUAUUUUUAUGAUAGUAGGCCUUGAUCAAAAAAUUUUCCUAACAACAUUUCCGUUAUAUUUUUUAGAACAAAUCUUAUGAACAUUGUCUUUGGCUAACAUCAACAGUUUAAGCACAAAAGAAUUAAGUUCGUCAUAUUGCCUUUUCCGAACACUGUGUAAUGGUGUAUCAUUCUCCUUUUUACUGCCGUAGCACAGUGGUACGAGAAUUCAAAAUUGUGAUCUUUUUUUUCUUACUCUCCAAAUACUGGUUGUAUUAACAUACUUUCACUUUCAAAAAAAAUCUUAGUAUAUAAAUAGCCUCAGAGAAUGACAAUAUAUUUUAGUUCCCUGCUCUGCCGCUAGUAGCUUUUCAGUCUUGCACUUUGGAGAAACGGUGUCCUCAGUAGAACUGUAGCUUAUUUUCCGUCGGUCUAGUUCCGCCACUGUUGUGGCCAAUCACCGACGCCCAGGGAGACGACUCCACACCCAGGACCCUAACUCACGACCCGUUUAUUAACGCACCGGCGCCAACGGCUUUACUCCCUCAUGCGAUGGAAGGCGUGAUCCUAGAGAUUUUUCGCCUCAGAAAAUCUCCCGGUGUCGGCUAGGACAGAAUCUAGACCAGUUAGGUUGGUUGUGAGUGGAUCACGCCACCUCACAACCAUCGACACCUAUGUCGGCGGUGGGAUUCGAACCCAGGCGUCGAGCGUGGUUGGCGGAGACGUUACCAACCACACUAGGCCCCUGCUCUCCCAUUGUUUCAUAUUAGACUACUGCUUAAAAUUAUUUUCAUUACAGUCAAAAAAGAGCUGUAGCAUUUAGAGGGCAAAAAUAUUCCGAGUAUAUUCGUAUAUUAUUGAAACACAUAACUUUGCAGAAGACACAGAAAAGACAGCUUCUACACAGACCAAGUUAUUACUAAAGAAUGUAAAAAUCGUCAUUUUGAAUUGCAUGUAAGGUUAUAAAGAUAUAAGAAGAAACUCCGAACUAAAACUCAUUGUCAUUCUGUGAGGCUUUUUAUCUGUGGAGAGUAAAUGAUGUAAAUAGUAAAUUUAUGUGGAGAGUAAAUGAAAAAAGUUCCCGUUUUGAGCUAUCAAACCUGUAACUUAUCAGCCAAACCAUAAGGCUAAGGAGACCAAUCUUAGAUCUAAUCAGAACAAUCUGAUACCAAGUUACCGUUUCUUUGUAUUACAACUAGAGUAUAUCGAUUGUAUUUAGGGUGUAAUCCACCAUACCAAUAAAAAAUAUUCUGCAUAUUCACAGCACGUGCUGUAUACGGUA
Messenger RNA from Wyeomyia smithii (pitcher-plant mosquito), 12591 nucleotides. RefSeq names its product RNA-directed DNA polymerase from mobile element jockey (gene AANATL7). Lineage: Eukaryota; Metazoa; Arthropoda; Insecta; Diptera; Culicidae. The record is from RefSeq and is a predicted model, not a curated record. The transcript is spliced from 7 exons. Bases 245 to 1060 code for a protein of 271 amino acids. Gene Ontology annotation, molecular function: N-acetyltransferase activity.